Molecule: messenger RNA, 1373 nt
Organism: Durio zibethinus
Lineage: Eukaryota; Viridiplantae; Streptophyta; Magnoliopsida; Malvales; Malvaceae
Source: RefSeq, a predicted model, not a curated record
UUGAUUUUUGGUUACUUUCCCAUAUGCUUCCUUCUCUAAUCUCCCUCUUCCUACAGAAAAGAAACCAUUGAGAAGAUGUUCAAAAACACCUUUCAGUCAGGGUUUCUCUCCAUUUUAUACAGCCUCGGGAGCAAACCUCUGCAAAUCUGGGAUAAAGAAGUUGUAAAUGGGCAUGUAAAGCGACCCCAUGAUGAUGAUAUACAAUCGAAUGUAUUGGAAAUAAUUGGAUCGAAUAUUCAAUCCACCUAUAUCACUUGCCCUGCUGACCUUGCUGCUACGCUUGGUAUUAAGCUUCCGUUCUUGGUUAUGAUUGUUAAGAACUUGAAGAAAUAUUUCACUUUUGAGAUUCAAAUUCUUGAUGAUAAGAAUGUACGGCGUCGUUUCCGUGCUUCUAACUUUCAAGCUGUCACUCGAGUAAAGCCAUAUAUAUGCACUAUGCCAUUGAAAUUGGAUGAGGGUUGGAAUCAAAUUCAGUUGAAUUUGGCUGAUUAUACCCGGAGGGCCUAUGGCACCAACUAUGUUGAGACUUUACGUGUUCAGGUCCAUGCAAAUUGCCGUCUUCGUAGGAUAUAUUUCUCUGAUCGCUUGUACUCCGAAGAGGAACUCCCACCAGAAUUUAAACUAUACCUUCCAAUGCAGAAAGCAUGAAAAUUUUCACCGGAGCACUUUGAAGCCAUUAUUUCCAACUUUCUAUGCUUCGAGAUUUCAAAAUGUUUUACCAUUCUGUAUUAGUCAACAGUUUAGUCUGGUAUGCUUGGUUGUUAUAAUAGUAAUAGAAUUUGCACUUCACAAUAGUGUAUUUUUAAUUAUCUCAACUGAUUUGCAACUCAAAAUGCAGUUCGGAUCCAAAUUAGAACACAAAAGGACCCUUUUUAGCCUUCUUGUUGGAUUCCUGAUGAAGUAAUUCAUGUUGGAUAUUUCAUUAACAGCUGAAGAAGCUCUGUUAUCUGUGCCGGUUAAUUCUCCGGCAUUGUUCAUGUAAAAAGAUGAAUUAGUUGAAAUGCAGACACAAGUUUGCUUAAAUGAACAUGAAAAAACAAAAAAAAUACUAUAAGUUGGAGAUUGAGGUUUUGUUUAAGUGGUAUAGGGAGUGAUAUGUUUCUUCGUGCAUGAAACAAUGAAUUGGACGAUCCAGCUUUUGAAUCAGACACAAAGAAAUGAUGACUUUUCCCAGUACUGCCAAAUUUCUUCCUUUGUUUUUGUUGUUUUGUUCUCUGCAAGAAAAACUAAAAUGAUUUGAAUCAUUUGUCUAAAAUCUAAAUCCUGUCUGUAACAUCGGAAAAAGGCAAAAAUUUUCCUUAAAACAAACAAGCAUUUCUAAACCCAUUCUGAAGAAGCAUUCUGUCAAUUUCUUAGUGGUUAUAAAUAGUAAA